Messenger RNA from Aethina tumida (small hive beetle), 4122 nucleotides. It is a transcript of the gene FAM21, whose product is annotated as WASH complex subunit 2. The transcript has 9 exons. The coding region runs from base 52 to 4005 and encodes 1317 amino acids. Lineage: Eukaryota; Metazoa; Arthropoda; Insecta; Coleoptera; Nitidulidae. The record is from RefSeq and is a predicted model, not a curated record.
UUGUACAUGACAGUUCCAAUUUGAUUUCGAUCAUGCCGGUAUGAGCGCACCAUGAACGGAAACGAUGCAAAACCGUGGGACCGUCCGUGGUCAAUGGACGAGAUCAUAGAACAAUCGGACAAGUGGAAUCUGGCCGGCGACGCGGCACUACUAGCCACUGUGUCAAACUUCGCUAACAACCUGCUGACGAGAACGUCGAACCUGAACAACAACAUUGAAGGGCUGUUGAACAGUCUGAACGAGACCGCCGUUAAGUUGGACCUGGCCCAAAAUGAGUUCUCCAGCCUCAGGAAUUGUCAGUUCAUCGAAAGUCGCGUCUACGAGGACGACGAAACGCUGGAAACGGAACAGCCCCAGGAACAGAAUGAGAGUGUGUCUGAGGACAGGGACAAAAAGAUAACUGAAAUCAUAUCCACCGGUUUGGAAAUAAUGGAUAAAUACUAUGAUAAAGUCACUGUACCAGUGAGUGAUUCAGAGGAUGAUGAAGAAACAAAUUACGUCCUAAAACCCAAAGAUCUUUACGUGAAUAGGCCACUACCAUACAUUAUAGGCACCGAUGAGUGGCACAAAGAAUCUCACAUUGGACUAGAGGACUCAGAAGUUGAAAGUGAAUCAGAGAAAAGUUUGGAGGAGUAUAGCUCUGACUCUGAGUCUGACGUUUCAUUAACAUCCCAAUUUUCCAAAAGAAACAACAUUAAGGCCUCAGAAAGCAGCUCAGAGUUGGACAUUUCAGCAGGCAAAUCCAGCUCCGGCAAACCUGUGGCGAAUUCCACCUUCAACGAUUCCAGUGAACCAGUUUACACUGAAAACGACUCCUCCAACGCACCUCCUGAACCGUCAGUUUCCACAAGUUUUGCCGAACAAUUGAGUGCAAAACUGGGCAAAGUUGUGCAGGACAUUCCGGAACCUGAAGUGAACACCAGGCCGAUGCAAAAGCCGGCGAAGAGUGGCUUCGGGUUGUUUUCUGAUGAGCCGCCGCCUUUGGACGAUUUCGAGGACACAGUUCUUCCUAAUUCGGCCCAAACUGGAUUGUUUUCCGGUGGCAAAGGUCUGUUUGACGACGACGAUGACGAGCCUGAUCUGUUUGCUGUUAAUAAUAAGCCGGAGGAGAAUAAACCUGUGAAACAGGCGACGAACCUCUUCGACAGCGACUCGGACGACGAGGACAUGUGGUCCGGCACCAAAGAGCUGAAAAAGCAACCGUUCUUGCAGCCAUUCAAGCCGUCCGUUCCAUUGCUGGAGGAUGAACCACCUGAAAUCCAGAAACCGGCUGAAAUCAAGAAGCCGGUAGGUGGCGUGUCGUUAUUCGGGGACAUUUCUAAUCUCAAUAAACUGCUGAAGAAACGGCGGGACAGUUCUAGUGACAGCUCCGAAGCAGAGCCACCUAAGGUUGAAGAACAGAAGAGUAAAGCUAGUCUAUUCGAUGAUAAUAGUCCGGGGGCUGAGGCACAGAAAGUCAAAACAAGUUUGUUUGAUGAUGAUAGUCCUGUUAAGCCACAACAAGGGGCUGGGGCACAGAAAGUCAAAACUAGUUUGUUUGAUGAUGAUAGUCCUGUUAAACCACAACAAGGGGCUGAGCCUCAGAAAGUCAAAACUAGUUUGUUUGAUGAUGAUAGUCCUGUUAAACCACAACAGGCGGCUGAGACUCAGAAAGUCAAAACUAGUUUGUUUGAUGAUGAUAGUCCUGUUAAACCACAACAGAGGGCUGAGGUACAAAAAAUCAAAACUAGCCUGUUCGAUGAUGAUUUAUUCGAAGACGACUUAUUUGCCUCCGUACCCAAGAAAAAAUUCACGUCCAGCCUCUUCGAUGAUGACGACGAUGACUCAAUAUUCGACGACAAACCUAAGGUGACCUCAAAACCGGUUGCCCAACAACAAGAAGUCGCCAAGGAGGACAAUAUUAAAGAAAGAACUGUAAUAGGGGCAGAAAAACCCAAGAAAACCGUUAGCUUAUUCGACGACAACCCCCCCAGUGACGACGACGAUCUAUUCAAACUCCCCAAGAAGUCCCUAUUCGGCGACGAAGACGAGGAACCAUUCAAAAACCCCGAGGUUACCAUCAAGGAUCCGUCAGAGCAAUCGGAGAAGUCUAGAGUUAGCUUGUUUGACUCCACACCGCCUCCAGACGACGAAUGGGACAACACGGAUAACAUCUUCAACGAGAGGGAAGACUACAACUACAACGAGGGACAGGACAGCACAGUACAACGGUCGGACUUAUCCAACGUGGGGCCACCGUCGCUCAUCGUAACCGACAGCGGAAUCGGCGUUGGGUCCAACACAAUUCGGAGCUACACGGACGGCGAGAACUCGUUCGUCCCCGACGCCUCGUCCAGCCGCCGCCUCUCGUCCGAGAUAUUCAGCGACGAGGACAGCGUGUUCAUAACGCACCAGCCGCCGUCCCUGGAACGCAUACCCGAAUCGCCGCCGCCGGACCUGGACACCGUCUCGUACAUGGAGAUUACCCCCAGCGGCAAUCUGGAGGAGUUGGAGCGGGGCGCUGAUAGCGAUAAGCACAGCGACGACGUAGACGGCGAAAUAGAACGCGUGCCGCCGGCGGUGAACGACGACAUGAACGUCGCCGCUCUCAAGGAGAAGCUGUUGGCGCAAAGCGCCGACAACAACGUGGUGAUGAGGCCCAAGAAACCCGGUUUACAGCCACCGGGGAGGCUGAGGCACAGUUUGAACAUAAACGUGGGAGCUCUCCUUCCUGGCACCGGGCCACCGAAGGUUAGGCCAGUGUCUGCCGUUUUUGAGCACAAGAACGAUGAGGUUGAAAAGGUUCCUUCGAGUGAAAUCAAAGUGAAUAAAGAGGAGGAAAGUUCAAGUGGAAUUUUGCACAGCAUAACAAAGGACAGGGCAAAGAUCCAGGUGAAAAGGAGGCCGUCCACAAAACGAGGAAGAGAAAUUUUGAGGAACUCCGUGGUGGAUUUCAACGAGGAGUAUCCAAUUGAAGAAGACCCGGAGAAGAAGGAUGAUAAACCACACGCAACCGAUAUUAUUAGUGCUCCACCCCAGGAUAUUCCUAAGCCAAUUGCUGAUGAUGUGAAAAAGUCUGAAGUAAAAGCCGACACAUUUGAUGAUGGCAAGUUUAAUGUCGUCGAUAAAUCGACUUCCAGUCAAGAAGUUAAGGAGGUUUUACAAACGGAUAAUAUUGUAAAUCCACCAGCUACACUGGAAAAAGAAGUUGAUGACAUAUUUAGUGAUAUUGCGCCUUCCAAGUCACUUUUUGAUGCACCUAAAGGUCUUUUUGAAGACGUCACACACAGCGUUUUUGAUGAUGUGACGGAUAAACCACAGUCGGAUGCUAUCAAACCAAUUUCGCACACUGAUGAUUUCACAAAACCGCCAAUUACGACAGAUAAGGAAAUUGAGGAUAUAUUUAGCGAAGCCGUACCUUCUAAGCCCCUGUUUGAUCCACCCAAAGGCCUUUUCGAGGACGUAAAGCAGAACGUUGAAGCCAAAAGUGACAAUUCUAACAAGAAAACACAGCCAGAAAAGAAGAUAAAAAGUACGACAGAUAAGGAAAUUGAAGAUAUAUUUAGCGAAGCCGUACCUUCUAAGCCCCUGUUUGAUCCACCCAAAGGUCUUUUCGAGGACGUAAAGCAGAACGUUGAAGCCAAAAGUGACAAUUCUAACAAGAAAACACAGCCAGAAAAGAAGACGAAAAGUAGUAUAUUCGAUAGCGAAGACGAAGACGACGACCUGUUCACGUCAAAGUCGAAAGUCGUUAAGGAACCGCCGAAAACCACGAAGAAAAGUCUCUUCGACAGCGAAGACGAAGACGACGAUUUAUUUGCGCCUUCAGUAAAACCACUAAAAGUUCCCCUCAAGAAGAAUUUAUUUGGGGACGACGAAGAUGAAGAUCUCUUCGGCUCCUCGAGUAGCAGUUCCAAGACAGGUUUACCCAAAAAGGAAACGAUUAAGAAGCCCACGAAUUUGUCCGUAAAGAAAUUAGAGAAUAAAGAGACUGAUGAUGAUCCAUUGUCCGAAUUUUGGAAGUAGUUUUUUUUAUAUAUAUUAGGUGUCAAGCCAAAGUAUUGAGCAGUGCAAUUCUGUUAAUGUUUGUCAAAAGCAUGUUGUAGUUAUGAGUAAUUCCAUUAAUAUAUUAUUAUUUUAUAA